CACGCCCCGCACCCGGGAAGGCUAGCCAAUCGUUGCUCGGCGCCUAAAGGGCCAGUACCCGCGCAAGCCGUUUGACAUGGCGGAGGACGCCUCCUCAGCUGCUCCGAGUCCCCGGGGCUGUGCGGAUGGUAGGGAUGCCGACGCUACCGAGGAGCGGAUAGCAGAAACGGAGAGAAACGACGAGGAGCAGUUCGAGUGCCAGGAACUGCUCGAGUGCCAGGUGCAGUUGGGGGCUCCAGAGGAGGAGGAGGAUGCGGGCCUUGUGGCUGAGGCCGAGGCUGUGGCUGCCGGCUGGAUGCUCGAUUUCCUCUGCCUCUCUCUUUGCCGAGCUUUCCGCGACGGCCGCUCCGAGGACUUUCGCCAGACCCGCGACAGCGCCGAGGCUAUUAUUCAUGGACUAUCCAGUCUAACAGCUUAUCAGUUGAGAACUGUAUACAUAUGUCAGUUUUUGACAAGAAUUGCAGCAGGAAAAAACCUUGAUGCACAGUUUGAAAAUGAUGAACGAAUUACACCCUUGGAAUCAGCCCUGAUGAUUUGGGGUUCGAUUGAAAAGGAACAUGACAAACUUCACGAAGAAAUACAGAAUUUAAUGGAAGUUCAGGCUAUAGCUGUUUGUAUGGAAAACGGGAACUUUAAGGAAGCAGAAGAAGUCUUUGAAAGAAUAUUUGGUGAUCCAAAUUCUUACGCGCCUUUAAAAAGGAAAUUGCUUAUGAUAAUCUCUCAGAAAGAUACAUACCAUUCUGUUUUUCAACACUUCAGUUACAACCACAUGAUGGAGAAAAUUAAGAGUUAUGUGAAUUAUGUGCUAAGUGAAAAAUCAUCAACAUUUCUAAUGAAGGCAGCAGCAAAAGUAGUAGAAAGUAAAAGAGCAAGAACAAUAACUUCUCAAGAUAAACCUAAUGGUAAUGAUGUUGAAAUGGAAACUGAAGCUAAUUUGGAUACAAGAAAAAGUGUUAGUGACAAACAGUCUGCGGUAACUGAAUCCUCAGAGGGUACAGUAUCCUUAUUGAGGUCUCACAAGAAUCUUUUCUUAUCUAAGUUGAAGCAUGGAACCCAGCAACAAGACCUUAGUAAAGAAAGAAGAGUAGGAACUCUUCAAAGUUGGUUGAAUCCACAGUGUGGAACCUGCAAAUAUAGAAGGCCAACGGUAGGUGCAAAAAAGAAAAAAGAAAGUAGAAGAGCCACUGAAAGUAGAAUACCUGUUUCAGAAAGUCAACUGGUGACUCCUGAAAAACAUCGAGCUAGAAAAAGACAGGCGAUUGGCAUGGCUGGAGUUAUUAUGAUUUUGUAUUGAUUUUGAUUUUUCAAGAAAAUACAAGAUAAACGGCAAUAGAACAAAAGAAAUGGGUUUUAUAGGUUUAAUGUCCAGAAAUAGAUCACCUUAAACUCUUCCCUCAAACUAUUACCAUGAAUGGAAUCUGGUACAAUCAGUUUAAUGUAUAAAAUGAGGAAAUAGAAAGUUUUAAGCAGAGUAGUAGACUUUAUGAAAUUGUACUGCCCUUAUGUUUUCUUUCUGAUCUGACACUGAUUGGUCAGUUGUGUCACUCAUUCAACUCUAGCUAUAGAAAGUAGUAGGAGUUGGUACCAGUGAUUACUAGGCCACUUAAUCUCGAAACUUAAAAAUAAAUCUUUCCUUACUUUCCAGACUGAUAACUUAUUCCAUAUGAUGUUUUUCCAAGACUCUUUCAGUCACAGGUAAAAUUAAGCAAAGCCUGAAAACAUUUAGAUCAAGCAAAAUAAGGCAUAAUCAUUAUAUCAAGCUAAAGUUACUUGUUUUCAAUAGAAGAAAAAAAAUACUUAAUGCUAAACACUGUUGUUCAGUUAACUUUACUGACAACAUUACUACUUUGGGUUAGGGGUGAGCAAAAUUUUUCUGUAAAGAGCAAGAUUUAUAGAAAAUAUGUAUGUGAAAUAUUCAUAGUUUCUGUUAUAUAUUUUAAAUAUUUUAAUUUUUUAAAUGUAAAAAUGAUUCUUAGCUUCAGGGCUGAAAAAAACCAACCUUGGGCUGGGUUUUGGCAGUAACUUGCUGACCCCUGCUAUAGAUGAUCCACUGGAAAAUACUACUUAAACUUACUGCACCCAGGACCCCAAAUAGGAUUCAAACAGAGAGUAUUGGUCACUUCUUGAAAGAAAGGGGCUUUUGUAUUGUAUAAGACAUCAUCUAUGCUUCUUGUUAAAAAUACUAUAGCUCAGAUAAAGACAAGAAAACAAUGCUGUAUAUGUGUAUAAAAUUUUUCUAAACCACAACUUUUUAAAGCUGAAUGAUAUAUGACAACUUCUUGAAAGAACAGAAAUUCUUAACUUGGAGACCAUGGAGUUGAUAGGCUCUUUAAAGGGAGUCUAUGUGGCCCCCAAAUUUGUAUAUAAAAUUUUAGAUACCUACACUUUUCUGUGGAGUGGAUCUAUAAAAUUUCUGUGACCCCAAAGGUUAAUAACCCACUGUUGAAGUCCUUUUAAUUAGUCACCCCACACAUGAAAAAAUAAUACAUCUCUUGUUUUUUAUCAGUUAAUGACAAGCAGUGUCGUGAGGUUUUGUAGGAAUGAAGGCUUAGUCAGGCAGUAAUAGAUAGGCAUAGGAGGCUGUCAGUCUUUGUCUAGAGAUUGAAUAGCCAUGUACUUGUAAGCAGUACAGUUGCCGAUAGGUGUGCUGCAGACAAACAAGCAAAAGCAGGUACAGAAGAGACCAGGUUGGUAUCUCGGAUUAAGUCACAAAGCAGAGGGAUGGCAGGAACAAAUGACCAGGUUUAAGGUAGCUCAGACAAACUUAUACCUGGGGUUUGGUUGUGGUCACUGCCAACUCUUUGGUAUCGAGUCAUAUGCAAGAUGGUUCUCAUGUCAUGUUUGUCCUCUUCAGGCCACCUUGAAUUCUUCCUAAUUAAUGGCAUCAGACAAGCGUUUUUUUUGUUUUUUUUUUCUUUAAUUGUAGUAAAGUACACAUGAUAUAAAAUUUAUCAUUUACCAUUUUAACCAUUUUUAAAUGUACAGUUUGGUAGCAUUAAAUAUAUUCUUAUUGUGCUACCAUCACUACCACCUAUGAAUAGCAUUCUUCCUCUUACAAAACUGAAACCGUACCCAUUUAACAGUAACUCCAUUUCCAUCCCCCCAACCCCCUUGCAACUAUCAUUCUACUUUCUGUUUAUGAAUUGAACUAUUCUAGGUACCUCAUAUCACUAAAGUAAUAUAAUAUUUGUCUUUUUCUGUCUAACGUA
This is a messenger RNA of Cebus imitator (Panamanian white-faced capuchin), 3209 nucleotides long. RefSeq names its product telomeric repeat binding factor 1 (gene TERF1). Gene Ontology annotation, biological process: telomere maintenance. Gene Ontology annotation, molecular function: telomeric repeat DNA binding; protein homodimerization activity. The record is from RefSeq and is a predicted model, not a curated record. Gene Ontology annotation, cellular component: nucleus; chromosome, telomeric region. Lineage: Eukaryota; Metazoa; Chordata; Mammalia; Primates; Cebidae. Bases 77 to 1294 code for a protein of 405 amino acids. The transcript is spliced from 12 exons.